Hyla sarda is the source of this 4937-nucleotide messenger RNA. It is a transcript of the gene ALPK1, whose product is annotated as alpha kinase 1. Bases 955 to 4707 code for a protein of 1250 amino acids. The transcript has 17 exons. Gene Ontology annotation, biological process: protein phosphorylation. NCBI's taxonomy places the organism in Eukaryota, Metazoa, Chordata, Amphibia, Anura, Hylidae. Gene Ontology annotation, molecular function: protein serine/threonine kinase activity; ATP binding. The record is from RefSeq and is a predicted model, not a curated record.
GCUAUGGGCAACUGGGCAACUUUUCCUCUGCACAGGUUUUGAUAAAUCUCCCCCAAUAUGUUAAUGGAGCAAAUGGCUGCACCUAGAGAAGCAGUGACAGUGCAGUGUGGUUACUGUAGCUAAACAAGGCUCUCAGACGGAUGGAUGGAAAAAAGUACAAACUGAAUUGCAGAAAAUAACCGAGGCUAUGUUCACAUGGCGGAAUUACCACGGCAGAUGUUUCUGCUGCAGAAAUCCUUAUUCCAGUGUCCACAGGUAGAAUAGACAUGCUGGUUCCAUACUUGACUGGUACCUCAACCUUGAAAGAUCCCUUUUAUUCAGAAUAUGUGUCUUCUCUUAGGUCAUUGAUCAUAGAGCACCCAGGGACACUCAAUUCACAGUCAAGUGGGAAACAGCCGUCAUGAAUAAUCAGGAGGUUGUGGCUGUGCUACAGGAGUGCAAGCAAAUGCUCCAAGAUCUUGCUUCAGAGGUGUCAGAGCAGUCUGAGGAGAAAAAGAAUGACUACCAGCAGUGCGAAGGCGAGGCUGGCUAGGCUGUUGGGUUUGUGAGGCAAUGAAUGGGAUUUGGACCAAAGGCAGAGAAGGAAGCUCGUUUUGUUAUAGUGAAUUGCUGUCACUUCUAAUUUCAGGCUCCACUAAACCCAGGCGGAGCCACUUUUAUUUGUAGAAGCAGAACAAUGAGCUAAAGUUUGAUGGCAGAAUAGACACUAAUUGAUGCCAACUGAUGCCAUUUAACAUCAAAAUCCUCCAAAAAGCAAUGGGGCUCUUUAUGGAAAAGCUAGAGAAAAGGUUAACCCACAACUUUCAGCGAACUUGCAACAGAAAUUUUCAGCAGCAGAUUUGCUCUGUGUGCAUUUACCUGUAAAGUGGACUUGCUGACAUCCCACAAUGCAAUAACAUUAUAUCAGAUUCUCUCCCAGACGAUCUAAGGAACCUUAUCCAGGAGGCAAAGGAAAUGAAAUGGCCAUUUGUGCCAGAAAGGUGGCAAUACAAACAGGCUGUGGGCCCAGAAGACAAAACAAACCUACAAGACCUUAUCAACCCAAGACUACAUGACUUACUGGUAUUUCUGAAGGCCUGUAUCCUGGUCCAUGACAGUUGUACAGCAGCUGCAAUUGUUUUUUUGAUUGAUCGAUUUCUGUAUUGGGCAGAUGCAUCUACAAGACUGCUGUCUGUUGCCAAAGUUUUGCAUAAAGUUUGGCCCUCCACCCCAAUAGCUCCGCAGGUGGUUAUUCGGCAAGCUCGAAUCUCCGUAAAUUCAGGAAAACUUUUGAAAGCUGAAUAUAUAUUAAGCAGUUUGAUAAGCAACAAUGGAGCAACAGGCACUUGGAAUUAUUCUAAAGAGAGUGAUAAACUGCUGGUUCAGUCUGUUUGCAUACAGAUACGUGGACAAAUCCUGCAGAAAUUAGGCAUGUGGUAUGAAGCGGCAGAGCUAAUCUGGACCUCUAUUGUUGGCUUUUUUGAACUCCCCAUACCUGACAAAAAGGGAAUCGCAACAUCUCUUGGUAUUUUAGCUGACAUCUUUAUAUCUAUGAGUAAGGAGGACUACAACAGGUUCAAAAAAAGUACAAAUGUGGGAUUGACUUUACUGGAAGACUAUGACCACAGAUUACUAUCAGCAGCAGAAGCAUGUAAACUGGCUGCAACCUUCAGUCUGUACACGCCCCUCUUUGUCCUCACCAAUCUGAAUAUUCGUGGUGCAUGUUUAUUGUCAUACAGCUUAUCAAUAGAGUGUCCGGUUGAAAAAAAGACUUAUUAUCUCUCUGAAGCUAAGGAAUCAUUCCACAUUGGUCUCCUCACCAAGACUAGAGGAGACCGUGUGAUAAGUAAGCAGGAGCUUCACAGCUUUGUAAAGGCAGGCUUUUGUCUUGUAAAUGUGCACAAGUGGCUUAACGGCAAAGAAUCAAUAAAUGAAGAUGUAAAUCAACUUUGCAGAGAAGCCAUGGAGAAACUUGCAAAAUAUAACAUGUUACCAGAUAAAAGAGACAAAGAAAAUCUAUCCAUUGAUAUAAUGUCUCUUGUAAGCUCCAUUAAAGAACAUUUAGAUCUACAACCACUCCAAAACUCAGAGGCUAAUUGUUACGUUCCUGAUAGCUACAAGGAUUGUGUGAAAAAAAAUCUUUUUACUAGAAAAGUCAGCUUUACAAAACUGUUGGAUAUGUAUUCCCAUCACCACAAUUCUGUGUGUGAAGUCUUUGACACGACAUGCAAUCAGCUUGUGACUACAGAUGGAAUAAGAUCAGGUGCUUGUGUCACUGCCUUAAGGACUAGUGAUAGUAUAAGCACUAUUGACAACACAUCCAGCCACACAGAGGAAAAAAGUGACCAAUCAGAUGAGAAAUCAGCUAGGAGAAGAAAAUUGGUACGGUCUGAUGCAAUAAGUCUGUCUGGACGCAGUAGAGGUGGCUUGAGCAGGUCCCUUAAUAGUAGUCGUAGCUUAAGUUUGUCAAAUUCCUCUUUUAGUUGGGAAUACAUCCCUGAGCAAAAGGCAGAAGAGGAAGAAGGAACUAAUGCAGAAAAAGCUUACAGCACUUAUUCUUCAGAUAACCUUGUUGAGCACAAUCAUGCAGAUGAUGAAAACAUUGAAGUGAAUUUUCAGGGACUCUCCAUUCAAGAAGACAAGAAAUCUAAAGAACAGUCUUAUUCUUCCUCAUAUAAGCAACCAGAAGAAAUAUUUUCCAAUGUUCCAGGCUCCAAAAGUGGGAAGUGUUUCCAGAAUUUGUUAAAAGAAAAGACUAUAAAAAAUUUGGUGUCUGAAGUAUCACAUAUUGCAGACACUGUUCAGUCAUCAGAUGAUGAGAGCUUUGAGUUUGUUGACAAUUUUUCUAAAACAUCAUCUGUACCUAACGUCAGCAAAGCAUACAGUGUAGAAGGAAAGCAUGUUGUGUCUCAGAGUAGUUGUAUAGAAGAAAAACUGCUUAAUAUAGCUGACUUAACUACUGCAACAACAGAUAUUGCUGAUGAUAUGUGCAUAGGAAUCACUACAAGUUCAUCAAUCGGUAAUGCAGGGCAAACAGUAAUACAUGGAAUUGACAUACAAGCUGAAACAGAAGAUACUACACAUAAUGAACUUCCCGGAAUCUUUAAGAAUAACUUGAUAUCUACAAAUCUGCCAAGUGGUCCUAGAGUACAUACACUGAUUCACGGAAUUGAUAUAACAGCUGAAACAGAAGAUGGUACUGAUAAUGGCUUCACUAAAAUGUGUCAGAAUAAUUUGGUACAUCCAGAUCCAUCAAGGUAUCAUGCAGGGCAAGCAGUAAUUCAUGGACUUGAAACAAAAGAUACGACAGAUGAUAGAAAGCAUGGUAUUGCAGAUGGAGGAGAUACUGAGACAAAUGAAAAUUCAAAUGACAUUCAUGAUGAAAUGCCUAAGAAUACAACAAAUUCUCUUGUACAUGUAGGUGGUAUUUCAGAAGAAAGGUUGCUUCAUGGAAUUGAUGUGGAAGCAGAAACAAAAGAUACUACAGAUGAUGCAUUUUUUGCAAUGAAAGCAUCUGUAGUGGACCCUUCAGGUGCAUCUACAUCUGUGAAUGGCCAUCAUAUCUGUAACUCAACCGCUGAAGACAAGUUGUUAGGCACAGACGACAGACUGGAACUGAAAUUCCUUAAUCAACAAUGCUCUAUAGAGACUUCAACAAAAAGAAACUCUGGACCAAACCAGUUGGUUAACAAUAUUGAUCUAUGUGAAAGCACCGAAGAAGGAGAUGAUAAGUUAAAUUUGGGUUUCAGUAGCGGCUCUUGGAGCAGAAUAAGUAAUUUUUCUGGAUCUUUUUCUGGAUCAAAUUCAUUUCUUAGUUCAAGUGGAAGUUCCUUUGAUAUGCUACCAGGACUAAAUACUGAGCAGGUACAACAAGCUCGCUCUCUAGACAACACAGACUAUGAAGCUCUUCUUUCUGGAGUAAGUCAUAAUUGGCUGCUGAACAGACUAGGACAUACAGGCAUCUUUAGCUCCAAGCAUUCAGAAAAGACACAUAAUGCUCUUCUUCUCAAGUUUUCAAAAAAAUCUGAGCUUUGGACAGCCCAGGAAACAGUUGUGCAUAUUGGAGAUUAUGUGGGUGUUAAAAAGGAAGGCAAACAAAGAAAAGCUUUUUGGAUCCACUUUCUACACCAGGAUGAAACUCUGGGAAGGUACAUUGGAAAAGCAUACAAAAAAAAUAAGGAACUGUUGUACCAUUUCUGUGAUGUUGAACGCCAGAUGACUGCUCAGUACUAUGUCACAGAAUUCAACAAAAGAUUGUAUGGAUUAAACAUCCCCACACAGAUAUUUUAUGUCCCUUCUGCUGUUCUUUUGAUGAUGGAAGGCAGAAGUAUAAAGGAAUGUGUGAGCGUUGAGCCUUACAUUCUUGGAGAAUUUGUAAAACUUACUAAUAACACUAAAAUUGUAAAAACAGAGUACGAAGCUACAAAGUACGGUUUGGCCUUUGGACAUUUUGCAUACGAGUAUUUUUCUGAUAUAGUGGUGGAUUUACAGGGAUGGGUAACUGGAAGUGAGAAAGGUGAAGCAAUCAUUUACCUAACAGAUCCACAGAUCCAUUCAGCUGAAAACACAUCAGGAGCCACACAUAUCAAUUUUGGAAAAUAUGGGAUAUACAUGUUCUUCACUUAUCAGCAUAAGGAAUGCAAUGACAUCUGCACAAAAUUAUCUUUAAUAAGACCUUCUGAUGAAAUGUUAGCUACAUUUUGUAAGUCAGGGAAGAAACAAAGGUAAUUAAGUGCAAAUUAUAAGGACUAUAGUAACUACUGUUUUGUUUGACAAUCUCGUCUAGUUUAGUUUUUUUAUGCCAGGAUUAUACCUUAUAUUUGUGGUUUGAUUCCUUAAUUAAGAAGGAUAUUCACCAAUACAUCCACAUAUUCUGCUUUCUGGGUGAUGUUAUUUGUUUUAAAAGCUUUUUACUUCUUUCACAAUAAAGUUUUAAAUUCCAUCAGCCAUUGUUUUUA